AUGGAGAUGAUAUUCAUUCCUUCUCCGGCAACUGGUCAUCUAAUGGCCACCGUGGAGAUGGCGGAGCGACUACUCGAUGAAAACAACCGCCUCUCCAUCACCGUAAUCAUCAUAUCUUUCAACUCCAAAACCACCUCUAUAAUCGCCGCUCUCACCGCCGCAUCCAAUACCCGUCUCCGUUACGAAGUAAUUUCUGGAGAAGAACAACCCACCGACCUAACGGCAACUGAUUCCCACGUCCAAAUUCUGAAGCCACUGGUCAAAGACGCGGUUGCAAAACUCCUCGAACAGACUCGACCUGACUCGCCUCGUCUCGCUGGAUUUGUGGUCGACAUGUACUGCACGUGCAUGAUCGAUGUGGCCGACGAGUUCGGGGUCCCUAGUUACUUGUUUUACACAUCCAACGCUGGCUUUCUUGGACUCUUGCUUCACAUGCAGUUCAUGUACGCUGAGUUGGUGGUUCCGAGUUUGACUCGUCCGUAUCCGUUGAAAUGUCUUCCUUACAUAUUCAAAUCAAAGGAGUGGUUCUCGUUCUUCCGAACUCAAGCGAGAAGAUUCAGAGAGACCAAGGGCAUUUUAGUAAAUACUGUUGCUGAGCUCGAACCUCAUGCGUUGAAGUUUCUCUCCAACGGUGAUAGUGACACUCCUCCUGCCUACUCAGUGGGGCCAGUGUUGCACCUCAAAAACGACACGGACGUUACACAAGCGGAGAUUUUGGAAUGGCUCGAUGAGCAACCGGCUGGUUCGGUAGUGUUCCUCUGCUUCGGGAGCAGGGCCGGCCCCGAGAUUUCGGGGGCCUUAGGCGAUAUUCGCGAAUGUUUCAUCCGGCUUUGCCCAGGACCGGCCCUGUUCGGGAGCAUGGGAGAUUUCAGUGAGGAACAAGCGAGAGAAAUCGCCACCGCGCUUGAGGGAAGCGGCCACCGGUUUCUCUGGUCUCUCCGCCGUGCAUCUCCAAAUGUAAUGAAGGAACCUCCUCGUGAGUUCUCCAACUUGGAGGAGAUUCUCCCAGAAGGGUUUAUUGACGGGAUGAAGUGUAAAGUAGAAUAG
This is a messenger RNA of Brassica napus (rape), 1047 nucleotides long. Its product is annotated as UDP-glycosyltransferase 71B6-like. The record is from RefSeq and is a predicted model, not a curated record. Gene Ontology annotation, molecular function: UDP-glycosyltransferase activity. NCBI's taxonomy places the organism in Eukaryota, Viridiplantae, Streptophyta, Magnoliopsida, Brassicales, Brassicaceae. The transcript is spliced from 2 exons. Bases 1 to 1047 code for a protein of 348 amino acids.